Phascolarctos cinereus (koala) is the source of this 3652-nucleotide messenger RNA. RefSeq names its product potassium channel tetramerization domain containing 1 (gene KCTD1). Gene Ontology annotation, biological process: protein homooligomerization. NCBI's taxonomy places the organism in Eukaryota, Metazoa, Chordata, Mammalia, Diprotodontia, Phascolarctidae. The record is from RefSeq and is a predicted model, not a curated record. Gene Ontology annotation, molecular function: protein binding.
ACGUACCCUACCAACUUUGCACCCUCCCUCCAUCCCGCCUGUCUCUGCCCCCGCCGCGGCGCGGCUGGUGCUGACAAUUGGAGCGCGGCCCCUUUAAGAGCCCGGCUUUGCCUCCCGGUAGCUGAAGGUCAUUAAACACAAAAGCUCUCAGCGCUGCGGUCCAAUAUAGCGCAUGCGCCCUGCCCGAGGACUGGCAGAGAGACGGCAAUAUGGCGAGAAUGCCUGGCAGCGGGGACUGUAACACCAGCCCCAGCAGCAGCGCCAGCGCCAGCGCCGCCGCCGCCGCCGAGAACAAUGGGGAGCGGGGCGAGGGCGAGCGCGGCGGCGGCGGCGGCGGGGGCAGCAGCCGGCCGAGCCACCCGCACUACUGCAGCGCGGGCGAGGAGGAGGAGGACGACGACGACGACGAGAUCCAGGAGGUGCAGAUAACGGGGGACGAGGAGGAGGAGGAGGAGGAGGAGGAGGACGGAGGUGGGGGGCUGGAGGAGGAGGAAGAGGAGGAGGAGGAGGAGAUGGGUCUGGACUGGGACGAGCCCCUGGAGCCCGAAUACUCCGCCGGGGAGGAGCUGGAGCCCGAGCCGGUCCAUAUGAUCCAUAUGGACCAGAGCACGGAGCUGGACCCGGAGUCGGAGCCGCUGCUGCUGCCGCCCCGCAGCGGGCCGGCCGAGGACCCCGAACUGGAUCCGGACCUACUGCAGCGCCCCGAGCGGGCCCGGCUGAGCGAGAACACCCGCCUGGCCACCCGCUAUGCCGUGCGCAUCUUCCGGGAGUACCUGAGCGAGAAGUCGCAGAGCCCGGACUUCGAGACCAUGGACAAGGGGGCGCUGUGCCGGGUGCUGCGCUCCUUCUACGCCGAGGCCCGCUCCAAGAGCGGGCAGCUCUACAGUAAGUCGUCGCUCAUCAGCAUCCGCAGCUCUCUGAACCGCUACCUCAACGAGCCCCCCUACUGCCGCACCCUGGACCUCACCAAGGACCCCGAGCUGCGCAGCGCCAACCUGACCCUGGCCGCGGUGAUCCGCAAGCUGGAGGAGCAGGGCGCGGGGCCGGUGGUCCAGAAGCAAGCCAUCACGCGCGCCGACCUGCGCAAGCUGUACACCUCCAGCGUCUUCAGCACCAACACCCCCUUCGGGCUGCUCAACAAGGUCUGGUUCGAGUGCAUGUACUUCUGCACCCGGGGCCGGGAGAACCAGCGGGAGCUGGAGGAGGACUCUUUCGGGCUGGCCAUGGACGAGGAUGGCCGCAAGUUCGUCUACUUCAAGUCCCUAGGGCCCUAUCACAAGUCCCGCUCGUCGUCCUGGAGCAAGAAGCGGGCGGAGAGCAGCGACGAGGAGAAUCUGCCCCGCAUGUACGAGACGGGCACGGAGUUCUGUCCCUACGCCAGUUUCGUCAAGUACCUGUCCAAGCGCAACCCACUUUGCAAGGCUUUCUUCCAGAGGCCCCGGGACCACUGCAACGAGGGCGAUGUGACCUGGUAUGAGAACAAAGCCAUCGGCAAGAACUUACUUGGCACCAGGAUGCAGAUGCUCUCCAAGGCAGCCAAGCUGUCCAAAACGUACACCAACCACUGCAUCGGCGCCGUUUCCAUCGCCACCCUCAACAGCAUCGCAGGCAUAGGCACUAAGCUGGGACCCCCCGCCCCGCAGGGCUGCUACGCCGAGACUCUGAACGGGGGAGCGCGCCACCAUCACCACCACCACCAUCACCACCCCCACACCCCGCACCAUCACCACCGCCCCCAGCCGCCUUCGCUGGGGAACACUUACAUCCUUCCCAAAGAGAGCCAGGUGGUGGCCGACGUGAAAGCGGAGGCUGCACCCAAGCGGGCCCUGUACGAAGCCGUGUUCGGGCCGGGUGAAGUCUGUGGUCCCUCUUCCCCCAAAAGACUGUGCAUCCGCCCCUCGGAGCCGGUAGAUGCGGCGGCGGUGGUGGUGGUUUCGGUGAAACACGACCCCCUGCCUCUUCUUCCCGAAGUCAAUGGGCACCGAAGUACCAAUUCUCCCACAGUAGUUUCACCUGCUAUUGUUUCCCCCACCCAGGACAGUCGGCCCAAUAUGUCAAGACCUCUGAUCACUAGAUCCCCUGCAUCUCCAUUGAACAAUCAAGGCAUUCCUACUCCAGCACAGCUCACAAAAUCCAAUGCACCCGUCCACAUUGAUGUGGGUGGUCACAUGUAUACCAGCAGCUUGGCCACACUCACCAAAUACCCUGAAUCAAGAAUUGGAAGACUUUUUGAUGGCACGGAGCCAAUUGUUCUGGACAGCCUCAAACAGCAUUAUUUCAUUGACAGAGAUGGACAGAUGUUCAGAUAUAUACUAAAUUUUCUACGAACAUCAAAACUACUCAUUCCGGAUGAUUUUAAGGACUACACUUUGUUAUAUGAAGAGGCAAAGUACUUUCAGCUUCAACCCAUGUUAAUGGAGAUGGAAAGAUGGAAACAGGAUCGGGAAAACGGUCGCUUUUCCAGACCCUGUGAAUGCUUAGUGGUACGAGUUGCCCCAGACCUCGGAGAGAGGAUUACACUCAGUGGUGAUAAAUCUUUGAUAGAAGAGGUGUUCCCAGAAAUUGGAGAUGUGAUGUGUAAUUCGGUCAACGCAGGUUGGAAUCACGACUCAACACAUGUCAUCAGAUUUCCACUGAAUGGAUACUGUCACCUCAACUCAGUUCAGGUACUUGAGAGGUUGCAGCAAAGAGGCUUUGAAAUUGUGGGCUCCUGUGGAGGAGGGGUAGACUCUUCCCAGUUCAGUGAAUACGUACUCAGACGAGAACUCAGACGGACAUCUCGCGCACCCUCCGUCAUUCGAAUAAAGCAGGAGCCUCUGGACUGAACGGACAUGUUUCUUAUGCAAAAAAAAAAAAAAGAAAGAACAGAAAAGGAAAAAAGGGACAUUCAUGUGCAGUUGGGACACCAAACCAAGUCCUGGAAUGAAAGUCGAAUAAAGACACAUUUAUAUCAAAUAGAGACCAUACCUGUAUUCACAUGGGAACAAUUGGAAUAGUAAUAAUAACCUCAAGGUGUAAAAAAUAUAUAAAUAUAUAUAUAUAUGUCAAAAGGUAGGAAAUGCAAAAAAUAAUAAUAAUGAUGAUGAUGAUGAUGUGGUAGCUGAAGUUGGUGCUGUGAUGGCCAUUAAGUGUCCUAGGCCUUCCUGAGGCCUGAUUAUCAAUAAACAAGCCAUGACCGGUGAGGACACAAUCUCCUUACGUUUUCCAUUGCCAAACAGCCAUCCAUUCAUUCUCUCUCUCUCUCUCUCUCUCUCUCUCUCUCCUCUCUCUCUCUCUCUCUCUCUCUCUCUCUCUCUCUUUCUUUCUCCCCUCACUUUUUCUUUUCUUUUUUUACACCUUGAAUUGAGUUCCUUUGCAGAUGGAGGCUUGGAGGCCCCUCUUGAGGAGGGGACAGUUCAGGACUUCAGAACCCCAUUCACAAGCACAUUGCAUCUAAAAGUUGUUCGACUGAAAAUUUAAAACAUAGCUUGUACAAAGUCUCACCUUUUUGUCUGCCUCGCCAAUGUGAACAUCACGUUGUUUUUAACUGACAGUUUUGCAAAGGGGCCAGAAUUAUUACUUGUUAGAGUUUGCUCUGGUUUGAAUCUGCGGCUUUCCUACAAUUUUUCAAAUUUUAUAAUGUAUUAAAUACAAUAAACUCUGUUUAAAAUAA